GUGUCCUCUAGGACCCGGAUUGAGGUAAAAUGGCGGGCUCGUGGUGAGCGGCUGUCAGGAAUGAAAAUAGAUAUAUGCCUUGAAGAAGAUUUUAAAAUUGGCUUCUCUUCAAAUCAUCUUCUUUCAUACCACCCGAUAAGGAUCUUGAUUCACCAUGGCGUUAGCAGCAGUAAAAUGGGUGAUAUCAAAUAGAACUCUCUGGAAACAUUUAUUUCCAAUUCAAAAUGGAGCUUUAUAUUGUGUUUGUCAUAAAUCUACAUAUUCUCCUCUACCAGAUGACUAUAAUUGCAAAGUAGAGCUUGCUUUGACAUCUGAUGGCAGGACAAUAGUGUGCUACCACCCUUCUGUGGACAUUCCAUAUGAACAUACACAACCUAUCCCUCGGCCAGAUCCUCUGCAUAAUAAUGAAGAAACACAUGACCAAGUGCUGAAAACCAGGUUAGAAGGAAAAAAUGAGCACUUGGAGCAAGGACCCAUGAUAGAACAACUUAGCAAAAUGUUCUUUACUACUAAGCACCGUUGGUAUCCUCGUGGACAGUAUCAUAGACGUCGUAGGAAACUGGAUCCUCCAAAAGACAGAUGAUACUGAGGUUUCAGGAAUUGAAAGGAAUUGAAAAGAUGUUAUCUUGUGUCUCAUUUGCCUUUUGAGAAAAUGCAUUGAGUAUAUUCACUAACAUGUUAUAUAGCAAAAUAAUAAUAAAAUGUGUUCAUAUA
Molecule: messenger RNA, 714 nt
Organism: Neogale vison (American mink)
Lineage: Eukaryota; Metazoa; Chordata; Mammalia; Carnivora; Mustelidae
Gene: MRPL42
Product: mitochondrial ribosomal protein L42
Exons: 6
Coding region: 155-583 (142 amino acids)
Cellular component (GO): mitochondrial large ribosomal subunit
Source: RefSeq, a predicted model, not a curated record